Molecule: messenger RNA, 1529 nt
Organism: Onychostoma macrolepis
Lineage: Eukaryota; Metazoa; Chordata; Actinopteri; Cypriniformes; Cyprinidae
Product: pro-neuregulin-4, membrane-bound isoform-like
Exons: 5
Coding region: 213-545 (110 amino acids)
Biological process (GO): positive regulation of mitotic nuclear division; epidermal growth factor receptor signaling pathway; positive regulation of cell population proliferation
Source: RefSeq, a predicted model, not a curated record
CUCAGAAGUUAUUUGAGGAAGACGAGGUGACUCACCUGCACUGGAUUUCACCUGGACGGUAAGUCUUCACUGCCAUUUCCCAGAAACACAGCGUGCCAUUAGGAUUUCGUACAUUAGGAUUUCAUACAAGUGCAUGAAGUCAAGCGCAAAAACGAUAAACAGGUGAUCAUCAAGUGAAAUUUCCAUUACGAGAAGAUCUAUUUAGUAUUCCCAUGAUGGCAGAACACGGUGACCCUUGCACUGGGUCAGAAGCCAACUUUUGCAUGAAUGGAGGAACAUGCUUUAAAAUACCCUCGGUGUCUACUCCCACAUGUGUCUGCAGUGCGAACUAUGAGGGCAGCAGAUGUGAGCAGUUCCAGCUGUUCAGUUUCUCACGGGACAGUGAGGAGAAGGGCAUGAUCGCUGCUGUGGUCAUUAUCGCCGCCCUCAUUAUAGUGGUGCUCGCUGUGGUCAUCUACUACAGCUGCAAAAUAAAGAGAAACGCCCGGAGUCAACCAAAGCCUGAGGAGUACUGGAGAGUCAAAUCAAGCAGUCAGCCGGUGUGACUCGACUUUUGAAACAGAUGCGUGUGAACUCGACAUUGGUGUCUGAAAGAGGUUUUGAUGUUGUGGACAACUCCAUUAUGAUUGAUCUUGGACUCAAUGUGAAAAUUUGUCAGUUGCACUAUAGCUCAAAGUGCCAGAUACUCUCAAAAUAUCUUUCUUAAUGUUCAUAGAUUUUGUAAACAGUUCUGUCAAUUAAAACACCUUAAUUUAAAUAUGUAAAAAGGAUGCAGAUUCUUCACAAGCAAACUGUUACCAUAUCAGAUGUUCAAUGGAAAGCAAUACAUUUCAAAACGAGCAUCCUUAGCAUAGAUUUAAAUUUUAAUUAGAUAUAGAAGAGUUAAUAAUAUAUAAUAUAUUGGUCACAUGUGCUAUGUACAUACAUUUUUACAGUGUGCUGUUUUUGUUUUGGCUGAAACUUUGAUUAUACUCUUAUUCCUUUUUUUACUUCUACUGGAUUAUACUGGAAUAACUUCACACGGUUGAAAUGUUUUACCAUUAAAUGUAAGUAACAACAACAUGCUCAAUUAUUAAUCACACCAAUUAUCACACCACUGGACAUAGAAUCAUUUUAUCAAAUAUAAUGAGACCAUAUUCAAAGAAAAUAUUUCCAACCUUUUCAAAACAUGUUCAUGUCAUAUAAGCGUGUUACUAUAUCUGCAGUAUGUGUACUGUUUACAAUAUGCACGUUUUCUGUAUGUUUAAUACCUAGAUGAACUAGUGUGUCUAAAUGUGCAUUAUACAUGUUGUAUAAUGUAUCCCACAAUGCAAUGUGAUUCCAGUGAAAUGAAUGAAGCAGAUGUAUAAAUAUUAACUAAAGUUUUACCAGUGUUUUCUUCUCACUAUUAAUUCUGACUGUCAAAAGUUUUAAAUAUUUAGAUAAACUUAAAAAAAAAAUAAAAAAAAUAAAUAAAAAAAUUAAAUGGAAUGUUUUAUUGAGUUUCUAUCUCUUAUGCUUCAUUAAAAAAAAGAACAAAGAAUAAAUAA